Oryzias latipes (Japanese medaka) is the source of this 4993-nucleotide messenger RNA. It is a transcript of the gene klhdc7a, whose product is annotated as kelch domain containing 7A. The record is from RefSeq and is a predicted model, not a curated record. Gene Ontology annotation, molecular function: protein binding. Lineage: Eukaryota; Metazoa; Chordata; Actinopteri; Beloniformes; Adrianichthyidae.
AUUAGAAUAAUCCUAUCGUAUCAGAUUUUUUUUUCAAAGGCUUGUUUGUACUAUUGCUUAAGCGAAACUUUUAAUGGAGAUCCUCACAAUGUGGUUAAGGCUUUGCAGUUUAUACACUUUUGUAACGAAGGGUGGCUUAAAGCUGAAUAAUCCUGCCUCUUUUCUACGUUGCACAAGAAUCGCCAUGUAAGCAAUUCUGAGGCAUGUAUUAAAGGAUUAGGGUUUAAACUGCAUGGGAGGCAGGAGGAGAGAUGGUUGAAUAGGAGAUGUUUCCAUUUGGGCCAUUGUCUUACCUUGUCGACAUGUAAUCCAUAUUUCACAUUGUUAACAGGCAGUUUUAGACUUUAUUUUAACCUCUGGAGAGAACAGAAGUACAAGUACAUCCUCCGUGGGACAAAACUCGUUUUAGGAUUUUCUUUUCUGCCGCUUUUGUCCUUCAACUUUCUUUUAGAGCAAUAAAAUGUACUUCUGGAAGCUUUAGAAAGUGCAAAUAGUUUAAUAAGAGGAUCCUGUAUGUGCUGUCCAGCUUGACAGUGCAUACGAGAAGAAGAAGUGUUUACCUAAAUUUAGAUAAAGAAAAAAAAAAAGACAUGCCUCAGGAAAGAAAGACUUCUCCUCAAACUCCCUGUCUCCCUCCUGAGAUUCGAAGGCAAGCGCUUUUGUUUUCCCAUCUUCUUUUCUCAACAAAUGGAUUUCUUGGAAUUGUAAUUGCAAAAUUUGGGGCUUUUCUGUUUGUUUUCGUGUGUCUUUGAUGGUUUCCUUUAUGUUUACAUGCUACACAUCCAUCGGUGAUGACAAACAAAAGAGACGUCUCUCUGAGCAAAAGCUGGAAAUUGUUUCUCUGGUUUGCGAUGGUAAGAAAAGCAAGAUGCCUUCAGGGUCUGUCUGUGAAAUAUUCAGGAGGGAAGCAUGCUGUGCAGAAUCCAGUUCCUCUCUGAGAAAGAGGUUCAGCUAUCCGAUGACCAAGUGGCACCCACAGCAGAAAGCAUCCGACGGUCCCGCUGUAGGAGGCUCCACGUGAUGCCGCUCUAUCUACAGGGUGCUGGUUAAAUAAACACAGUUUAUUGCAGCCUUGCUCCAGGGUGUUAUGAGCAACACAAAUGACAGCCUGACAGCAGCGACUGAGUGACACGGCCCCACUGCAACACACGCUUGCAGCUCGUGGAAACGAAUUACCGGGUUUCUCUUCUGGCAUGUUCUUUUGUGUCUUUGUUCAGACGGUCACCCGUUUUGUUUUGUGUCAGUAUUACCAUGAAACUGUCAAGUACGUUGGUGAAAGCAGCCUUUCCUUGUAAUUUCUUUUUUUUUUUAGGUUUUAGUAUCUAAGCAGGAUCUUUGUGUGCAAACAGACAUAUCCUGGUUAUGAAGUAUUUGAUAAAUGUCACCUAUCACAACUCUCCACCCUUUAUUCAAACCAAGCUCUCCUCCAUCAUUUUUAGACUGGAGGGAGGGCCAGGUAAAAUUUACCAUGAUAUUACUGAAAAGGUUUUUUUUUUAAUUCCUAAUCAUUACCAUUCUUUUUGUAAUUAUCAUCGCAACUCAAACGAGGGAAACUGUCGCUACUUUGAUGGUCAUGUUGAUGGCAAACCUGGUGAGUCAGCAAAUUAGAAAACCAAAUUUGAAUCCAGUGGUAUUUACAUACUGUAUGUUUGGUUACGACAUCUGAGUCUGCACAGGUGAAGCAUGAAAGGAGCCCCGCCCCUGGAGAGCAGGGCUUGUAAAUAGAAACGGGAGAACGAUCCUUAUACACUUGAUCCUGGAGGCGAAGAGGCGCAGUCAUCAGAUCCCAGCAGCUCUUUUACAAUGAAAACCAGACGGCUCCAGUCAGCUGAGGGCCAUUGACAACACCGUUCAAAAGGAUCAGUUAACCAGCCUAUGUUUUCCCACAUUUUUUUUCCAGCCAUGCCCAUCGCAGAGCUUUUGGGAGUGCAGUUCGACAUGCAGCUACUGUUGAAACUGAGUGUCUCUGUGCUGGCAGCAGUGCUGCUUUCUUGGGCCUACAGGUUCUACAACUCCAGGAAUGUUGGAGAAACUCUGCAGAGUGGCAAAGAAGAGGAAACGCCACCGCAUGCCACCUGCCAGAACUGCAAGAUGAAAAUACAGCACCAAAGCUUAGAAGAUUCUGCCAAGCAGGCUGCAUCUGUCCACACAAUCUCUGCCUCUGUUGACCUGACAUCCGACGAAAACAAGGAAACGGCAGCAGAGGCUCCUCCACGCCAGGACGAAAACAAAAAACACAAGGAGGGAUUUAGCUAUUCAAAUACUGACCAAGACGAGUGCAAGGAUCCAAAUCCCUCCCUGGCUGCCAUCAAUAAUGCUGCGUUUUGCUUCUCUUCAACCCUUCAAGAGCCGGCAGAGAACUGCACUGGCAGCCUCUCUGGACGCCGCUCGCCGUGCAUUUCAAAGUUGCAAGGUGGAAUGAGUGUAGGGAGAGCGUUAAGGCAGGACCUGGAGCGCCAGGAGGUCUAUUCCAGCUUCCUUUCCAAGGCAGAGAUCAAAGUAGAGGAUACAAACAUUGUGCUGGAUGGAUCAGGAGACCAAAUCGUGCACGGAAAGAUAUAUGAAUACUUUGUGGAGACGUCCUCUCACUCGGUAACAGAUUCCAGUUACAACAGAAACUAUGAGGCAAAGAUGGUGGAAUUUGGAAACCCAUGCAGCAGACUCAUGGAGUCCCCCCCCUUAGCGAGUUCCAUCAUCGUGGCUGAUCUGGUGCCUCAGCAAAGCAGUGUCACGGAUGCCGCUUUGCAAAAAAGCCCCAAGCUGAGACAUCCAGAGAGGCCCGCCCUCCUACGUAAGGAGAGCUAUCAGUUUGCAGCAGAGGAGUCCGAGCUUCUCUUUCCCCUUGAGAAUCCACCGACUCCAGUGACUCACUCCCUGCUGGAUUUAGCAGGCAAUGAGAAUAACUUCCCUCCAACCGUCAAAGAUAGAAGAAAACGUAAAGCAGUGGAAGAUCUGGAAACUGUAGCGGGGGCUCCAUUCAUGAAUUUUUCUGCAGAAAUCUCAGAUGGUACAGAUCUGGAAAACAUAAAAAGCAAACUUGAUUUGGGUAACUGUUUACAGGCAUUUUAUUUAGCCAAGAAAAACGGCAACGUCUCUUUACAGCAAGCAGCUCUGAGGGUUAUGUCAGACAACUACCUUCAGGUGCUCAGGGACCCCAACCUUUAUGGACGCCUUAUGGCAGGCGAGCGUGAACAAAUUCAGAAACAGAGAACGAAGGCGAGACGCUUCGUUGUUGUUGCAGACAUGAACCCUCAAGACUGGCUGGGUCACACUGAGGGACUCAGAGCAGCUGUAGAACAGAGGAAAAUGUUGAGUCAAAUGUACUAUUAUGAUGACUACAAAGACUCCUGGCAUCCAUUGUGCCCGAUCCCCCCUGAGGUUAUCUCUAAAGCCUGUGCCAUGUGCACCAUGGAUAACUACUUAUUUGUGGCAGUGGGUUGCCAAGGCACAGACAGAGGAAUGCUACCCUCAAAGCGAGUGUUCUGCUACAACCCUUUGACAUCCAUUUGGAAAGAGAUCAGUCCUAUGAAUGAAGCCAGGCCUCGCUGCAAACUGGCAGCACUGGAGGGAUGCAUUUAUGCCAUCGGAGGGGAGUGUCUCUCAACAGUGGAGCGCUACGACCCGCGACUAGACAGAUGGACAUUUGUGGCGCCGCUGCCUAACGAUACGUUUGCCGUGGCACAUCAUGUGACAGUGUGCGACGGAGAGCUCUUUGUUUGUGGAGGUACUCUGAGGUGUCUACUCCUGCGCUACAAUCCCAAAGCCGACACCUGGAGGGCAGGGGUCAUGGUAGGAAGCAAAGACAGGGCAACAGACAUGGUGGGCGUGAGGAGAUGUCUGUAUCGGUUUGAUCUGAACCCACUGCUGGGUAUCAGUGUGUACCGCUACCACACGAUGGCGCGACUGUGGUACGAGUGCAGCUCCAAGCGGCUUUCUCACUGCCCGGCCUUCCAGUGUGUGGCCAUGGAUGGAACAAUCUACUGUAUCAGCCAGCAGUUCACCAUGAGAUUUGAUGCUGACGACGUCUCGCCAGCUUUCGCAGAAGAGCAUUUCGGUGUCCUCUCUGCAGCCAAGGGCAUGCUUUUCCCCUUCGUCCUGUCACUACCUGAUAAGAAACCUCGCCAGACAAGUGUGUAAAAAGGAUUCGGAGGUUCUUUUUGUGUUGGUGAGAAGAUUACCUGAUGACUGAGUAUCCUCACAGGAGCAUGCUUUACAUCAAGUUUAUAGUUGAUGGUGUGAAUUUUAUUUUGCAGAACCCGCCCCGCCCCGAAAAUGUUAUUGCAAAACUGUGAGAUUGCACUGUCAUUUCCUUGAGGUGUUAUUGAGUUCCUCUUUCCAGAAAGAUACAAUGCAUUACUUUCAAAAAUGACUUUAUUCUUCACGGGUUGCAAAUUGCACAGAGACUUAUGCUCCUUACAUCUCAUCCCUGGCGGCAGAUGUAAAGUAUUGGAUUGUAAAUGCUCGUCAAACUAAUGUUUGCUCAGAUUUAUGCGGGACUCACUGCCAUGUUGAUUGUUUUCUUUUAUGAUUUGCCACUCCUUGCUGCCAUUACGCUGUUUUUUUUACAUUGUCCCAGAUGCUUAACCGCUUCACUGUGAACAAUAACUCAUUACAAAAAAUCGCCGUCUAAAUGAGUUCGUUCAGCUCUAACACACACAGAUAGAGCAAUAUUGUGAUAAUCUAUCACUGUGCUCUUCUGUGUAGGGCACAAAUAUAACUUACACAGUGGUCUGGAUACAAACCCAUUAUCUACAUUUGCUCUUUAAACAUGACAUGAUGUAAAUCGUCAUGCCAUACAUUAUGAAUAGGUGUGCUUUUGAAGCAUCUAUCACUGUUUGAACGUCUUCCAACACUUGCAGUCAUUAUAGUUAUGUGCCUAUAGUUUGUUGUAUCUGUUACUCGUUUGAUUGCUGGUCUGAUGUACAAACAGGACAGAUUUACUUUUGUAUUUAUUAUAAGUAAAUAAAAAAAAGGAAAUAAAUCCUUUAAAUCA